Molecule: messenger RNA, 720 nt
Organism: Akanthomyces muscarius
Lineage: Eukaryota; Fungi; Ascomycota; Sordariomycetes; Hypocreales; Cordycipitaceae
Exons: 2
Coding region: 1-720 (239 amino acids)
Source: RefSeq, a predicted model, not a curated record
AUGAACUCGAACGUCAGUGAAGAUGCAUUCUGGCUCAUCCACGACACGCUCUACUCCAACGGCUUCCCGCGUAACCACCCAAUCCUGCUGCAGUCUGUACGUCACUUCCAUGUUGACGCCCUCACACACGUCUGCUCAAGGCGCGGCAAGCGUCGAGUCAACAAGGAUUAUGGCGAUGCUGGCCCAAAAAACCAGUGGUUUUUGGUCAUUGAGGGAGAGGACCUGCAGGCAUGCCUGAGCUUACAGCCGUGCGAGAACAUCAGGACAGGCGGUUUCGGAAUCCUGACGCUGCAGAUCAUGGAAUGCUCCGAGACGAUGCCGUCGGAUCUGCUUCACAGGCAAACAUACUUUUGCCAUCGAAGUACCUUGACGGCAAAGGCCGUUCUGGAGACGAUCUUCUUCAACGGCUGGCACAAAUACGAAAUGAUGCCUACCAAAUCGGGCUCUCUGUGCGGCGGUCGACAUCAUACAAUGCAAAUGCUCUUCGACCUCCAGGAUACAUGCUGGAUAGGGCCCAGGAGCCUGCAAGACAUGGACAUAUUCGAAUAUCUGGAAAGAGAAUAUAUCCACGGGCACUGGGCGCCUGACGGCAGAAGGAACCUGCUGAGCAGAGCUUUCACGAUUCGGCCUGGGAGGUUUCGACCAGAUGUGGGCAGGAUGCCUACAUCAGAGGGGCCUUGGGAGAGGCUAGUGACUAGAAAGAUUCUCCUAACACCAUAG